UCAAAAACUUAUUCACCUGGACGGUAUCAAAGGAUAAUCAAUAAAGAAUGAUUGUAGGGCCCAUGGUUUGGAGGGGACUUAAGAAUCGGCGAUGAGGGAUUGAGGGGGUCCAACAUGGCGAUGGACUUGACAAGAAUCACUAUACGGCCAUUCAAGCUAAGCGACGUUGAUGAUUUCAUGUUAUGGGCAGGAGAUGAGCAAGUGACUCAGAAUACUCGAAUGGACUCAAUCAGAAGCAGGGAAGAGGCUUUGACUUUUAUUAGAGAUGUUUGCAUACCUCACCCUUGGCGUCGCUCCAUAUGCAUCGACGAGCGCUGCAUCGGUAUGGUUUCUGUGAGUCCUUGCUCAGGGGACGAGAGAUGCAGAGCAGAACUUGGAUAUGUUGUUGCCGCAUCCUUCUGGGGCCAAGGCAUCGGAACUAAAGUAGUAAACAUGGCCGUGUCCCAAGCCUUCGCCCAGUUCCCGGAUUUGCUGAGAUUAGAGGCUCUGGUUGAUUCUCGCAACAAGGCUUCCCAGAGGGUUUUGGAGAAGGCCGGCUUCCUUAGGGAGGGUCUCCUCAGAAAUUACGCAAUUGUCAAGGGCCUCGUCAGGGAUGUUUGUAUCUACAGUUUUCUGUCAUCAAGUGCUCCUCGUCCUCCCCACCCCCCACUGUGCUAGUCUUGUUUGUUCUUGCCCUCUGGCCUCUCUUUCACUCGUCGUCAUCGAAAGUUUUGCCAACCUGCAAGCAAGCUUCCCUAUUGAUUUGAACAUCUAUUGAUGGAUUGUAUCCUUAGCAGAAGCGUCACCAACUCCCACACCCGCAAACAGACAUCUUUACAGAAUACCUCCUUCGUAGUAGAUACAUUAAAUUUGAGACGGGAGUAAUUAGUUUACAUAUAUUACAGUUAUUGGUUCCUCGUACAA
Molecule: messenger RNA, 903 nt
Organism: Prosopis cineraria
Lineage: Eukaryota; Viridiplantae; Streptophyta; Magnoliopsida; Fabales; Fabaceae
Exons: 1
Coding region: 115-657 (180 amino acids)
Molecular function (GO): acyltransferase activity, transferring groups other than amino-acyl groups
Source: RefSeq, a predicted model, not a curated record